AUGGAUCAGGGUAACAAGGAUAUCUUCCCAUCUGAGCCCGAUAGGAGAGACGUAUGGGUACCAGACAAGACGCAAGGGUAUAUUGCCGCUUAUGUUGUGCGUGAGGAGGGUGAGCACAGCGUGUGCUGUCUUGCCACCGGCGUCACAGUCUCCGUGCCAACAGCCACAUUGAGUGAGAUGAACCCCCCAAAGUUCGAUAAAGCAGCCGACAUUGCAGAAUUAACCCAUCUAAAUGAAGCCAGUGUGGUGCACAAUCUGCGUCAACGCUACUUCAGCAAUUUGAUAUAUACCUACUCUGGCCUUUUCCUGGUGGCUGUGAACCCAUAUCAUUCGUUACCAAUUUAUACCGAACAAAUUAUUGAAAUGUAUAAAAACAAGCGCCGAGAAGAGAAUGCACCUCAUAUUUUUGCUAUUGCUGAUGGUGCGAUGCAAAACAUGUUGAAAGGCCAUGCGAAUCAGUCUUUGUUAAUUACAGGUGAAUCUGGUGCUGGUAAGACCGAGAAUACGAAGAGGGUGAUUCAAUACCUUGCUGCUACGGCGAUGGAUGCUGAUUCAAUGAGCCCUUGGCAUGCAGGAGAGCCUUUAGGCCUAUUAGAACGCCAAAUUCUGCAAGCAAAUCCAAUCCUCGAGUCUUUCGGUAAUGCGCAAACUGUCCGCAACAAUAACUCAAGUCGAUUCGGCAAGUUUAUCCGUAUCGAAUUUUCAGCAUCUGGUACAAUUGCUGGCGGGAAUAUCGAAUGGUAUCUGCUCGAGAAAAGCCGCGUGCACAGUCGGAAUGCACAUGAACGCAACUUCCAUGUAUUUUAUCAACUACUGCGCAGUCGAGACACAGCACUGCUUGAAAGUUUAAGGCUCAGCAGUUUUCCUGAGAAUUAUGCUUACCUAGCGAAUACGCGAAAGGAUGUUGAAGGUGUUGAUGAUAGUGUUGAGUAUCAUGCAUUACUUGACGCACUGCGGACAAUGGGCUUCUCCAUGACGGAAGAGCAUGACUUAUUCCGCGUCGUUGCGUUGAUCCUGCAUAUGGGCAACCUUGAGCUGGCUGAAGAUCGCUCAGGACAGGCACGCAUAACCAAUAUGGAUCAGUUGAUGCUGGUUAGUGAGCUUAUGGGUGUAAAUGCUUCACAGUUGAAUACAGCACUCGUGCGCCCAACCGUGCGGGCGGGUCGCGAGUCUGUUUCACAAGCACGCACGAAAAAACAAGUGACUGACGAGAUUGCUGCCUUGUGUAAGACCAUGUACGAGCGGACAUUUGGCUGGCUUGUUGACCGAAUUAAUAAGGUGCUUGAUCGGCCCACAAGCAAAUCACAGUUUAUUGGCGUCCUGGAUAUUGCAGGGUUUGAAAUCUUUGAGACUAACUCGUUCGAACAGUUGUGCAUCAAUUACACAAAUGAAAAGCUUCAGCAGUUUUUCAAUCAUCACAUGUUCAUGCUCGAGCAACAAGAGUAUGCGCGUGAGAUGAUCCAGUGGGACUACAUGAACUUUGGUCUUGAUCUGCAGCCGACAAUUGAUUUGAUUGAGUCGACGUCACCUGUGGGAAUUCUUGCGACGCUAGAUGAGGAGUGCAUAAUGCCACGGGCGAAUGACGACACCUUCACUGACAAGCUUGUCAGCAUAUGGGCUCCUCCGAAGUCCAGUGCUGCCACAACAACGUCAAAGUUUUUGCCAUCGCGACAAGUCAAGCGCUUUGUCGUACGGCAUUAUGCCGCCAAUGUUGAGUACAACACAGAGAAUUGGCUUGACAAGAACCGUGAUCCACUCAACGACAAUAUUACCCGUGUGAUGGUAGGCUCUGAACAUCCUUUCUUAUCAUCGCUGUUCGCACAUUUUGUCUCUAGCGAAGAGACUUCGGCUCCGAAAAGUCGGCGCGGUACUUUCCGCACAGUCGGGCAAAGGCACAAGGAGCAGCUCGUGUCACUCAUGAGCCAACUUGACUCUACACAGCCGCACUUCGUCCGGUGUAUCGUGCCUAAUACGCAUAAGCAACCAGGGCGUAUGGAUCUUUCAUUAGUGCUGGAUCAAUUGCGAUGCAACGGUGUGCUGGAAGGAAUUCGUAUUGCACGACUUGGCUAUCCAAAUCGCCUUCCAUUCACAGAUUUCAUUACUCGGUACGCACUUCUUGCUCAAGACGCACUAAGAAGUCAUUCGAUGGAUGGACGUGUUCAAUCUUGUCGGAUUGCUGAGAGUAUUGGCAUGGAUCCUGCGCAGUACAAGAUCGGCCUGACGAAAAUCUUCUUCAAAGCAGGUGUCUUGGCUGACUUAGAGGAGCAGCGAGAUGCAUGUUUACACGACAUCCUGAUGCGGUUCCAGGCAUCGUGCCGUGGCCACCAAACAAGGCGAAUAGUGCAGAAACGUCUGCGACAGCGCGCUUCGAAACAAACUCUUCAACAAAGUGCGCAAGCCUACAUGAAACUGCAAUCAAAUGCUUGGUGGCGUUUGUACAUGCGCCUUUUACCGCUACUGGCAGCAUCGAAAGAUGAUGACGAAAUCAAGCGGCAUGAAAUGGAGAUGGCAAUAGCUCGCGAACGUGCUUUGCGAGAUGAGCAAGAAAAGGCACGCAUGGCUGAGUUGGAGGCGAGACUCAAGCAGCAGUGCAUGAUGCUGGAAGAGCAACUGGACGAUGAGCGUACACAACAUGCCUCGACGCACGACACGCUGAAUGGCACGACACAGCGGCUAACAGAUGCUGAGGCCGAGCUUGCAGAGCUUCAGUCAGAACGAGAAGCUUGGUUACGUGAAACGAAUGACUUGCAGCGACAAAUCGAAGAGGGAUCUCAGCGCGAGACUGAAAUCCAGGCUGAGCUUACAGGUGUGUGUGAGCAGCUGAACAAGCAGCUAUCCUCGCGAGCAAAGUUGGAGCGAGAACAUGGCGAAGCUGUGCUCCGUGCAGAAAGUUUGGAAGAGGCGCUCGACGAUGCUCGCAACUCCCUUCAUUCUUACCAAGAACGCACUGAACAACAUAUACAAGACCUGGCAGCAAAACACGAGGCUGAACUCCACCGUAUGCGCACAGAACUGGAGCUAGUCACACAGCGAGCCGAAGACUAUGAGGACAUGAAAAAACGUCUUGAUAAUGCUGAAAAGGAACGCACAGAACUCCGCGAUGCUUAUAACUCUGCGAAAUCUAUCAUGUCCGCUAACGAAACGCGUUUCCAGCAAGAAUCAGAGAAACGCCAACCGCUCGAACAAGCAUUAUCGGAUGCAAAGCAGGAGCACGACUCGCUUCGAGCGCAAUUGGCAAGCACAGAGGAAGCUCGUCGCACGGCUGAGAAUGCACAGUCGCAGCUAAAGUCGAAGCACGAUCGUAUGAGUGAGUUGUAUGCUUCUAAGCAGGAAGCGCACAAGGUACUCAUAUCGGAGCGUGACGAAGCACGUGCAGAACUUGCGUCACUGCGACAGACAUAUGCCAAGAACCAAGCGGAACUUCAAUUUGAGUGCAAGCGGAUUAGUGAGCAAGAAACUGUACAAGAAAAGCAACGUUCUGAAUUGCAGUGCAAGUUAGAUGAAUCCUCAACUAACCUUAAAAAAGCUCAGGACAAAAUUCGUUCACUUGAGCUUGAAAAUCGCCGGCUUGAGUCGUUGCAGAACAAGACAACUGUUGAGCAUGUGCAUGUGCUUGAAGAGGCCAAAAAAUAUACAGACCGUCAGCUGUCUGAUGUCCAGACAGAGCUGCAAGAGCUAUCCACAUACACACGCUCACUGGAACGCACUCGUGCACGAAUGCAGCAGGAACAUGAAGUCCUCGCUCGCACAGCCGGUGGUCUAAGUAUCGAGGAGGCCAUCAUCCAGCGUGACGAGGCACGCGCCGCCCUUGAAAGGGCUGAAUCUGACUCGGCACGUACCUUGAAGAAGUCACGCGCAGAAUACGAAUCGCGAAUUCGAAAGUUAGAAGACGAGCUUCGUCGCAUGCAUAAGAACCAUCAAACUGAGAAGGCACUCACCUCUCUUGGCAGUGGGCGAAAGUCGCACGCUGCUGCUGCGAGGCAGGUCUUGGCUGAAAUUCAAAUGGAAACGGAAUUGCUAGCCAAGGACCUGGCUCGUGCAAGUUCGUUACACCAACCAUCUACAUAA
Malassezia globosa CBS 7966 is the source of this 4068-nucleotide messenger RNA. RefSeq lists its product as uncharacterized. The record is from RefSeq and is a predicted model, not a curated record. The transcript has a single exon. The coding region runs from base 1 to 4068 and encodes 1355 amino acids. Gene Ontology annotation, molecular function: ATP binding; microfilament motor activity; actin filament binding. Gene Ontology annotation, cellular component: cytoplasm; vesicle; myosin complex. NCBI's taxonomy places the organism in Eukaryota, Fungi, Basidiomycota, Malasseziomycetes, Malasseziales, Malasseziaceae. Gene Ontology annotation, biological process: vesicle transport along actin filament; actin filament organization.